AUGAGCCUCGGAACUUUUAGUUCAGAUAAAUGGAGACCAAUAAGAAUUACAACAAAUUAUGAUUAUUUUGAAGGCAUUGCUGCAGAUACCGAAAGGUGCACUAAAAUAGGACAAAUUGUUCAUGACUCCGCAAAUAAUGGUGCUGCUUUAACAUGUACAGAAGCAGAUUUAUUAACACCAGAAAGGAUCAAAGUUGUCAAAAUAACUACUCAGAAUGUAAUUAAUUUCUUGAGUAAUCUCCUUAAAGUUCGAACUUAUUUACGCAAUAUCCAAAUUGAUGAUCUGGAAGGCUUGGUUAAUAAAAAUAAUGAAAAUACUGAUCUGUUAAUGGUAUUUCAUUCCAGACUUUCAAAUACCUUCAUAGCCUCAGCAUAUGGAGAUAGAUAUGAAUUAGAAUAUUAUCGUCCAAUAAGAGGCGUAGUUAAUAUUAAUCCAAAAUACAUUCCAAAAGCAGCCCAAAAUUAUAAUGAUACCGAUAAUAACUACUUCAAUGUAAUCCUUCAUGAAAUUACACAUGCAUUAGGAUUUAACUCAUAUGUAUUUAGGCAAUUCCAUUCAUAUGAUGAUUCAACAUUUUACAAGGAUCCUAUUUGCAAUAUCACCAAAUUUGGAAGAGGUUUUAGCUUCCUUGUUACUCCAUAUGCACAUAUCUUUGCAAAGAAAAGAUUUGGUCUUGAUAAAUUUGUCGGAGAUGAUGGUAAAAGUUGCCCAUCUGGAAUUGAAUUGGAAGAUGGCGGAGGUGUAGGAACAGCAGGAUCUCAUCUUGAAUCAAGAACAUAUGAAUCAGAAUAUAUGGUUGGAUCUGAUACUGGACAACCUACUCCAUAUUUAAGACUUACAGAUGCUACGCUUGCUGUUUUAAUGGAUUCUGGUAAUUACAAAGUUAAUUGGGCAAAAGCAGUUCCUUUAGUCUUUGGACAUCCAGAAUCAAUUAAUGGAAAACCAAUUGAAAACUUUGCGCUUAACCCACCAGAAAUUGUAUUACCAUCAAAUUAUAUUGCAAAUGAUGAUGCUGAUUUUGAAUUUAUGGAUUUGACUGGAUUUGAUUAUAAACACUUGGGAAUUGGAGGAUGGUUUAAUGACAGUUCAGUAAAUUGCUCUGAGUCAUAUUUUGGACAAUAUUGCAAACUCAAAGAUACAUAUUAUAACCCGAAACAUAAGAAAACAAUUGGAACUCAGUUAGCUGAUUUUCAAGCUUAUCCUUCUCCUGUUAAAGUUUGUCCAAAAGGACAAGCAAUUUUGCCAGGUAUUAUAACUAAGAAUCCAUGCGGUGAAUACAAAUGCAAUGGCUACGAAAGCUUCGAAAUAAAAGUCAAUGAUGAAAUUGAUGGAAUCAAAACAAUUGUUUGCACAAAAGAAAAUGUUGGAAAAUAUUUCAAUUUUUCAGCUUUAUUUGAUGGUCAAAUUAGAACGAAGAGAGCAAGCUGUCCGGAUCCUGAAAGAUUUUGCAGAACAAUGAAGCUAACUGAAAUGAACUUUAACAAAGAUCCUCUGGAUCCAAAAACUCUUGUUCUUGAAGGUGAACCUCAAGCACCGCCAGAAUGGUCUUUUGACUAUUCAGACGUUGAUGACGAAAUCAAAGAAUCGAAGAGAACUUUAAUAAUUAUUAUUUCUGUAGUAUGCGUUGUUAUUGUCAUUAUCAUUGCAAGUAUAAUAGCAUGCUGCGUGUGCUGCAUCAGAAAAAAGAAGAAAUCUGAAAUUUCAGAAACGCCAAUUGAAGAACUUAAUGAAAGACUUGCUUGA
Molecule: messenger RNA, 1743 nt
Organism: Trichomonas vaginalis G3
Lineage: Eukaryota; Parabasalia; Trichomonadida; Trichomonadidae
Product: regulation of choline O-acetyltransferase protein
Exons: 1
Coding region: 1-1743 (580 amino acids)
Biological process (GO): proteolysis; cell adhesion
Cellular component (GO): cytoplasm; membrane
Molecular function (GO): metalloendopeptidase activity
Source: RefSeq, a predicted model, not a curated record